Molecule: messenger RNA, 4785 nt
Organism: Epinephelus moara (kelp grouper)
Lineage: Eukaryota; Metazoa; Chordata; Actinopteri; Perciformes; Serranidae
Product: regulator of G-protein signaling 7-binding protein B-like
Exons: 6
Coding region: 889-1626 (245 amino acids)
Biological process (GO): G protein-coupled receptor signaling pathway
Cellular component (GO): nucleus; postsynapse; neuron projection
Source: RefSeq, a predicted model, not a curated record
CGGGCUCCAACAACCGACACACCCAGGGUACCUUGCACGUUGUAACUGGACAUGGAAAGUCCCUGACCUAAGUCAAUAUGUGAUGAGGUUGGAGUGAGAAUGUGUUGGUUGGACCCAUCCACCACCCCUCCUGCCUGCCCUACUCGGACUUUUGCUGCCUUAACUUUUGGUUUGCCCCAUUGUGUUUUCAACUGCCCUUAGACUAUACCAGCAACAUCAGUGUCUGACGGCACAAGUCACUGCCCAAGCAGCAGAUUUCGAAGACUUCAGAGUGAGACCAGGUUGUCAAACAAAAGAAAAUGGGGUCCAGGCUGAACCUUUAAUGCGUCUUUAUAACAACUGAAUGAUGUAUUAUUCACCUGCUCUUACAGCCUUCAUGAUAUUUUUGCAUCACACACAAAAACACGGGGAAAUAAAGACCAGGUUGAAAAAUAUAGGAGUGUCCCUUUAAUAUGAGACAGAAGAAACCGUGCCUGUUGUCUCUCCGUCCCGCUGAUGCUCCUAAACAGUUAAUUGUCAGUCGGAGGGUGACGACUUGUUUCGCUGUUGGCUCGUUCUGAAUCCUCCUCACACGUGAGCGCGCGGCGGAAGACGGAGGAGCCUCCCUCUCGGCCUUCAGGAGGGGCUGAAGGUGACUCUCCUCUCGGCUGAGAUGCACAGCGAGCUGCUGGGGGUCCGACCGGCCCGCUACACGGUCCUGCUCCGGGAAUAACGACACACACACACACACACACACCUGAGGGUUGGCAUCAAGCAUCAAGCAUCAACCAAAACCUGCGACCCUGCUGCGGGUCAUUUUCUUUCUUUGUAGAGGACACAGCAGCGAUCAGAAAAGAGGAGGGCAUCUGUGUCUGCGUCUGGCUGGGCUCCGGUGGUGGGUGUGCAUGCAUGUGUUCUGCACCGUACGGGCGGAAAAAGCGCCCAAGAUCUGCAGGGAGCAUUUUCCCUAUCAGUAAGGUGGCGCAGACGGAGCCGGAGCGCAGGGAGAGCACGGAGGGGGCCGUGGACGGCAGCAGGAUGACAGUGCAGGAAUUCAACACCCUGGUUGCGCUGUACCGGGAGCAGGUCAUCUCCGUCGGGGAGAUCUCAAUCGACUGUCCGUCUCUGCGGGCUCAGAUGCACCACACACGGUCCAAAGGGUGCUCCAUGGCCCGGGCUGCACACCAGGACCUCACCGUCAUCUCUGUGUCAGGUCUAGAGGACGGGGAGAUCCACCCUGAGAUCUGUCGGCUCUUCAUCCAGCUGCAGUGCUGCCUCGAGAUGUUCAUAACAGAGAUGCUCAAAUCCAUGUGCCUGCUGGGGGUGCUGCAGCUGCACAGAAAAAGAACAGACUCGGAACCGAGGUUGGAUUUGAGGGUGGACGAAAGCUCGGACGUUCCCAUCCUGGAAGACCGAUCCUCCUCUCCCAUCGACUUUCCUCAGGAGCAGUGGCUUGUGGGAAUGGAUAUUCAAAAUAUAGAGAGAGAUAUGCGAGAGAUGCGAAACCUACUCAGCAAACUCAGGGACACGAUGCCAUUGCCACUGAAAAACCAAGACGACAGCAGCUUGUUGAAUCUGACUCCACACCCGCUGGUCAGGCAGAGGAAGAGACGCUUCCCUGGACUCUGCUGCAUGGUGUCUGGCUGAGUGUCUGAAGGCAGCACUACAGUCAGCACACAUAGGAAAGGACUUUCAUUAUAUUUUAGGAUGUAUAUUAACAAAGAGAUUCAUUAAUCUUCAUUUUACUCUUUAUUUAGUUACAGUAUUUCCCCCCAUAUUAUCUGAAAUUGUAAUCUUGUCGUACUUGUUAUAUAAUUCCUUACCAUUUGUCGUUUUCAUCUUGAAGUCACCUUUUUUGCUGGUUGGUCAUUUGGUUCUUGAAUUCAUGACUUAUCUCGUCCAGCUGUGGUCCGUUUGGUGGCAUAAAGAUUCAAGCUUGGGUCGAGUUUGGGUGGAAAGGGCCAGCUAACAGUCAGUAAUGCAUAUAAUGACGCAAAAGUAAAGUACCAGACAGAUUGGACCUUAAAGACACAGGCGAGUUUCAGUUUCAGCCCUUUGCGUAACUCCAUUUUGUUUUGCUUUUUUGUCUUUGCAUUCCAUCCCUCCUUUUCUUUCUGUUUUGCGCCAUUUUAUAUAAUGAAAGAAUAAACUUGUACAUAUUCAGGCUAUGCACUGGCAUCUUUCAUCCUCAGCUGUCUCACUGUGCUCGUGUCACGCCACCAUGUUUGAAUGUGUCACAGUGUGAGAUGUGUUAGUGCCAACGACCUCCUGUAGUAUUUCAUCUGAACAUCAUUCGGUAGAGGCUCUUGCCAGGUGAGUCUCUACUCGCCUGUACGCCCCGUAGAUAAAGCAAUUCAUAGACAGUGUUACGAUGCAUAGACUUAAUUGGCUCCUUUAAUCAUGACACUCCUUUUUCUGUAAGAAAAAAACUGAAUUUAUUCAGCACUGCGUGUGGAAAAAUAAAUGUUACAAAGCUUUGCUUAAGUUUUGCCUUUUAGACAUCUUAAGCAUUCUCACCCAGAUAGCAAAUGAAGAUGCAUAAUAACAUUGGUCACUAGUCUUUUCAAUACUUUGACAUAGCCUGAGAUAUUCAUUAGCUACUGUACUGGUCAGAUUACUAUGACUUUACGUCUGGAGAGAGGAUGAUUUCUAGUCAUUUAGGUGACACCCUGAACUUUUAUCUAACAGUGCUUUAAGACAAAUAUUUCCUGUUGACCAACACCAAGACACACAGCAGAAGACUUUGAAAAACUAUUGGCUAUAUAUGGCAUUUUCAUGACAUUUUCUGUGGAUAUUCAUGAUCCGCCGGGGGACAAAAGCUAAUAAUCUUACUAGCAUUAGCAUCAGCAAGUGCCAUACAUUUUCAUUUAUACCAGGAAAUAACAAAAUCUAACACUGAUAUCAAGAAAAUAUCAAAGUGCGCAGAUUGAACAGUUCUGCAAUUAGCCCUCAGGGAUAAAUUAAGUAUUUCUGAUACUGAUUCUGAACAAGAAAGGCAUCAAUCACAAGCCUUCUCCCCAGAGGAUAAACCUUUCUGUAGGAUAAAGUCGUACUUUUACAAAAAAAUUGAUGUUUCUGUUAAUGCUUUAAAAUGAGGGCAUAUAACUGAAUCUACCAAAUCCAGGCAUAAUAAAUACUCCAAGACUUUCUUAUCAUAAUAUCAUGACUUUGGCCAUGUUUACACGAAAACGAUGCACUGAGAACAGAAUCGUUUCUCAUUUUCGUUUUGAAAAAAGUUCCCCAUUUAGACGACAACAUUUUGAUAACAAUCGCCGUGCACACGGAUCCGCAAAAAUGACCAAGCAGUAUACAUGCCAGGCCAGUAGUUGGCGGUGUGGUGCUUACGCUUUUUUCUUCAGAGCGGCGAUGGAUAAACAAACAAAAUGGCAACUGCACGAACAUUUGUCUGGACGGAUGACGAGGUGGAGUUGCUACAGUAAAUCUACACUAUGAUGGGGAAGUGUUGAUAACUUCAAUAGGGUGAGCAGCACCAUUGCUGUUGUAAUGGUCGACUUUCUCGCGCAUACCUAGUGACUGCAAGCCUAAUGCGCAUGUGCGAAAAGUCUCCGUUUUCAGAGGAACUGCAUAUUGCAAGUUUACAUAACAACAGAGACGGUGCCGUUUCCCAAAAAUUGCACUCUGGAACCCGUUUUCAAAACGUUGCGUUUUCAGGCACCCAAAAUGCCGCUGUCGUGUAAACAAUCAGCCAAAACGCAACUAAAGUUUACCGUUUUCAGUUGAAAUCGUUGUCGUAUAAACGGGACCUUUGUCUUGUAAAAUUGCAGCUGGUGACACCACAGUUGCUCUAAUACUUGUCGUAAAGAAUAGCUGAAUCAUCAGUGCGUUGUCUGUUCAUCGCUACACUAUGAUUUUAGGGUGUAAUGAUCAUUGCAGCCUCUAGGGGGAACUAGCAGGGCUUUUAGGGCGCAUUCAUACCAGGAUAGUCCGGGGGACUCGGUUCGAUUGGGCGGGGGAUGCCGAAAGAUUUCACACCUUCAUUUGGUUCAGUUCACUUUCACACUGCACUUUUUAAAGCGGACCAAACUGCCUGAACAACAUCACACAGGCCGUUUCAUAGUCGACGCAAAGGCAUGCAGAUGCGAACGCGUUGGGACACAUAGAGACGCAUUGGCCGCUAUGAUGCGUGCUUGCGUUUCAAAAUGUGUUGUCCAUUUUUUUGAUACGCGAUACCUACUGUAAGCAAACCGCACCAGGGUUCACUUGCAAGUAAACCGAGACCCCCAGUUUUCAAGCGGACCAGGGUUCGCUCGUUUGGUCCUCACCAGAGUUCGAAUGAGCGUUCACACCACUCCAAAUGAACCGAACAAUCCGUGGAAGUGGACUGGACCAAAUAGCGCCAGUGUGAAUGCGUCCUUAGUCUUGGUUUUCUACAGAUGUGCAGCAUGUCAUCAACAAUCUUCCCUGAAAAAGAACAGUUUUAACUUUCAGCUUCAGUUUUCCAUCACAAGGGCUUUGCAGAUGUUCCACACACAUACAGAAAUGGCAGAGUUGAAUAAGCCACAUACAUAAAUACACACACAUAAUAAACCUAACUGAAACCCAUUCAUUCAUCUGAAGCACUCCACUAAAGCCAUUUCCCAUUGAAUGUAAGUGUAAUUUGUAAAUUUGUGUUUGUGAUGUUAUUUCCUUUCUUUAUUGUAAUCUAAAGUGGUGACGUCUAAAUUGCUAAAUUCCUUGUUUUGGCAUGUAUAUGACUCCGAGUAUGCCAUGUGUAGUUAGUGUGUUCUGCAGUGUAGAGAAUCCACAGUGAAACAUAUGUACAGCUUAGGGCAUUUUAUAAUAUGA